AUGGACCGCACAACACGCCCCCUUUUAGACUUGACAAUUGACAACAUUACCGAAAAUGUCAAUGCCGUCAAUUCAACGUGUGAUGACGCACGCUUUCGUUUCCUGAUGGAAAGGCUGGUCACGCACUUGCACGACUUUGCUCGCGAGACACGCCUCAGCACGAAUGAAUGGCAAGCGGCUAUCCAGUUCCUGACACAGGUUGGGCAGAUAUGCACCGAUGUGCGCCAGGAAUUCAUCCUUCUUUCUGACGUUCUCGGCCUGUCUCUCUUGGUCGACUCCAUUGACCACCCAAAACCCCCAGCUUCGACUGAGGGAACCGUUUUAGGCCCUUUUCACACCCAUGAAGCACCAAAGAUUGAGAAUGGGACACUAAUUUCUCAGGACCCCGACGGUGAGCCAAUGCUCGUCGUCUGUUCCGUCAAGGACACGCAGGGGAGGCCAAUCCCCGGUGUGCUGGUUGAUGUCUGGGAGACGGAUUCAAAAGGGUUCUAUGAUGUCCAGCAUGCAGACCGGACAGGACCGGAUGGUCGCGCUAUAGUGCAGAGCGAUGAUGACGGCAUGUUUUACUUCUCAGCCAUCACACCAGUCCCCUAUCCGAUCCCAGACGAUGGACCUGUUGGGCGCCUCCUGGCUAAGCUGAACCGCCAUCAAUAUCGCCCAAGUCAUUUCCACUUCAUGUUCAAAAAGCCUGGCUACGAUCCUCUUAUAACCGCCUUGUACAUUCGCGACUCGCCGUACGAGAGGUCGGAUGCUGUAUUUGGAGUCAAAGAAUCUCUCCUUGUGCGUUUAAAGUCUGUCUCCGACGUCCAAGGCUAUGCAGACAAGUAUGGUGUCUCACCCUCGACCCGGCUUAUGCAAUACGAUUUUGUUCUGGUGACGGAGGACGAAUCCAACCAAAUCCGUACUGAGAAGGCACUCGAGGCCAUUCAAAAGCAAGGGGUCACAGGAAUGAAGGUAAUUGAUGGUCUUCCGGUGCCGGAUGUUGACUAG
Messenger RNA from Fusarium keratoplasticum, 990 nucleotides. RefSeq lists its product as uncharacterized. The record is from RefSeq and is a predicted model, not a curated record. The transcript has 2 exons. Lineage: Eukaryota; Fungi; Ascomycota; Sordariomycetes; Hypocreales; Nectriaceae. The coding region runs from base 1 to 990 and encodes 329 amino acids. Gene Ontology annotation, biological process: catechol-containing compound metabolic process. Gene Ontology annotation, molecular function: ferric iron binding; catechol 1,2-dioxygenase activity.